Molecule: messenger RNA, 542 nt
Organism: Scheffersomyces stipitis CBS 6054
Lineage: Eukaryota; Fungi; Ascomycota; Pichiomycetes; Serinales; Debaryomycetaceae
Gene: SOD1
Product: Superoxide dismutase (Cu-Zn)
Exons: 2
Coding region: 24-488 (154 amino acids)
Biological process (GO): removal of superoxide radicals
Molecular function (GO): superoxide dismutase activity; copper ion binding
Source: RefSeq, a predicted model, not a curated record
CGUAAUCAACUAACAAAUUUACAAUGGUUAAAGCUGUCGCUGUUUUAAGAGGAGACAAGACUGUCUCUGGUGUCGUUCACUUCGAACAAGAAGCUGAAAGUGAUCCAACCACCAUCACCUGGGAAAUCACCGGUAACGAUCCAAAUGCUUUGAGAGGUUUCCACAUCCACACCUUCGGUGACAACACCAACGGUUGUACCUCGGCUGGUCCUCACUUCAACCCAUUUGCUAAGACUCACGGUGCCCCAGAAGACGACGAAAGACACGUUGGUGACUUGGGUAACAUCACCACUGACGGCUCUGGUGUUGCCAAAGGUACCAAGCAAGACUUGUUGGUCAAGUUGCUCGGUGUUGACUCCAUCAUUGGAAGAACCGUCGUUGUCCACGAAGGUACUGAUGACUACGGUAAGGGUGGUUUCGAUGACUCCAAGACCACCGGUCACGCUGGAGGCAGACCAGCCUGUGGUGUCAUUGGUUUGACCCAAUAAGUGCUAUGUUAUAGUUUGUAGUCGGUUUGUAUUGCAAUAUCUAUGAAUAUGAUC